This is a messenger RNA of Chrysochloris asiatica (Cape golden mole), 4473 nucleotides long. It is a transcript of the gene CILP, whose product is annotated as cartilage intermediate layer protein, nucleotide pyrophosphohydrolase. Lineage: Eukaryota; Metazoa; Chordata; Mammalia; Afrosoricida; Chrysochloridae. The coding region runs from base 160 to 3741 and encodes 1193 amino acids. The transcript is spliced from 9 exons. The record is from RefSeq and is a predicted model, not a curated record.
UAUAUAAGGUCUGGAGGCUGGACCGCUGGAGAAGUGAAGACUUGAACCCCCAGCUGAGGAGUCCUGCUCAGACACAGUCACUGCCUCUGUGAAGCUUCUUGGGAAAUCACAUUCUGGGGAUAAGCUGAUUCUGUGAAGCACCCUCAUCCAUCUCCUGCCAUGUUCCCCACAGGGCCUGGGGUAAAGAUGUUGGGGACCAAGGCCUGCAUAUCCUUUCUUCUGGUCCUGGAGGUCACCUCUGUGUUGGGGAGGCAGACAACGCUAACUCAAUCAGUGAGAAGAGUUCAGCCUGGGAAGAGGACCCCCAGAAUCUUUGCCACGCCUGUGGACCCUCUGGACAGUCCUGGUGAGUGGACAACAUGGUUCAACAUCGACCACCCAGGUGGGCAGGGUGACUAUGAGCGGUUGGACGCCAUUCGCUUCUACUAUGGGGACCGUGUAUGUGCCCGGCCCCUAUGGCUAGAGGCUAGGACCACUGACUGGAUACCUGCAGGCCGCACUGGCCAGGUGGUCCAUGGCAGCCUCCGUGAGGGUUUCUGGUGUGUCAACAGGGAGCAGCGAUCUGGCCGGAACUGCUCCAACUAUACUGUUCGCUUCUUCUGCCCACCAGGGUCCCUGCACCGAGAUGCGGAGCGCACCUGGAGUGCCUGGUCUCCCUGGAGCAAGUGCUCAGCUGCCUGUGGUCAGACGGGGGUUCAGACCCGUACACGUACCUGCUUGGCAGAGACAGUGUCACUGUGCAGUGAGGCCACUGAGGAGGGCCAACUCUGCGUGGGCCAGGACUGUACAGACUGUGACCUGACCUGUCCCAUGGGCCAGGUGAAUGCUGACUGUGAUGCCUGUAUGUGCCAGAACUUUGUGCUGCAAGGGGCUGUCUCCCUCCCCGGGGGUACCCCAGCCUCAAGGGCCACUGUCUACCUGCUGACCAAGACUCCUAAGCAAUUGACCCAGACAGACAGUAAUGGAAGGUUCCGAAUCCCUGGCUUGUGCCCCGAUGGCAAAACCAUCCUGAAGAUCACAAAGGCCAAGUUUGCCCCCAUCAUACUCACAAUGCCUAAGACUAGCCUGAAGUCAGCCACCAUCAAUGCAGAGUUCAAGAGGGCAGAGACUCCAUAUAUUGUGAUGAAUCCUGAGACAAAAGCACGGAAAGCUGGGCAGAGUGUGGCCCUGUGCUGUAAGGCCACAGGGAAGCCUGGUCCAGACAAGUAUUUCUGGUACCACAAUGGCACACUGCUGGACCCCUCUCUCUACAAGCACGAGAGUAAGCUGGUGCUGAGGAACCUGAAGCCAGGCAAGGCUGGGGACUAUUUCUGCAAGGCUCAGAGUGAUGCUGGGGCUGUGAAGUCUCAGGUUGCCCGUCUGUCUGUUAUAGCCUCUGAUGAGACCCCCUGUAACCCAACCCCUGAGAACUACCUUAUCCGGCUACCCCACGACUGCUUUCAGAUUGCCACCAACUCCUUCUAUUAUGAUGUGGGCCGCUGCCCUAUCAAGACCUGUGCGGGGCGGCAGGAUAACGGGAUCCGGUGCCGGGAUGCUGUGGAGCACUGCUGUGGCAUCUCCAAGACAGAGGAGAGGGAGAUCCAAUGCAGUGGGUACACACUGCCUACUAAGGUGGCCAUCGAGUGUAGCUGCCAACGGUGUACAGAGACCCGGAGUAUUGUGCGGGGCCGGGUUAGUGCCGCUGACAAUGGGGAGCCCAUGCGCUUUGGCUAUGUGUAUAUGGGGGGAAGCCGGGUGAGCAUGACAGGCUACAAAGGCACUUUCACCCUCCAUGUACCCCAGAACACUGAGAGGCUGGUGCUUACCUUUGUGGACAGGCUGCAGAAGUUUGUCAAUACCACCAAAGUGCUGCCCUUCAACAAGAGGGGAAGCUCAGUGUUCCAUGAGAUCAAGAUGCUUCGGCGUAAAGAGCCCAUCACCUUAGAGGCCUUGGACACCAACAUCAUCCCACUUGGGGAGAUGAUUGGUGAAGACCCAGUGGCUGAGCUGGAGAUUCCAUCCAAGAGUUUCUACAGGCAGAAUGGGGAGCCAUAUACAGGAAAAGUAAAGGCCAGUGUGACCUUUCUAGAUCCCCGGAAUAUUUCCACAGCCACAGCAGCCCAGAGUGACCUGAACUUCAUCAAUGAUGAAGGAGAUACCUUCCCUCUUCGGACAUAUGGCAUGUUCUCUGUGGACUUCAGAGAUGAGGCCACCUCAGAGUCACUCAAUGUUGGCAAGGUGAAGGUCCACCUAGAUUCAACCCAGGUCAAGAUGCCAGAGCAUGUGGCCAUAAUGAAACUCUGGUCACUCAAUCCAGACACUGGGCUGUGGGAGGAGGAAGAUGACUUCAAAUUUGAAAGCCAAAGGCGGAACAAAAGGGAAGAGAGAACGUUUCUGGUGGGCAAUAUGGAGAUCCGUGAGAGGAGGCUCUUUAACCUGGAUGUUCCUGAAAACAGGAGGUGCUAUAUCAAGGUGAGGGCCUAUCGGAGUGAGAGGUUUUUGCCCAGUGAGCAAAUCCAGGGAGUUGUGGUCUCUGUGAUCAACCUGGAGCCUAGGACUGGCUUCUCAUCCAACCCCAGGGCCUGGGGCCGCUUUGACAGUGUUAUCACGGGCCCCAAUGGAGCCUGUCUGCCUGCCUUCUGUGAUGACCAGUCUCCUGAUGCCUACUCUGCCUAUGUUUUGGCAAGCCUGGCUGGAGAAGAACUUGAAGCAGUACAGUCUUCUCCUAAAUUCAACCCCAAUGCAAUUGGUGUCCCUCAGCCCUACCUCAACAAACUCAAGUACCGGCGGUCAGACCAUGAAGACCCACGGGUUAAAAAGACAGCUUUCCAGAUCAGCAUGGCCAAGCCAAGACCCAACUCAGCUGAAGAGAGCAAUGGACCUAUCUAUGCUUUUGAAGACCUCCAGGCAUGCGAGGACGCACCUCCUAGUGCAGCCCACUUUCGUUUCUACCAGUUUGAGGGGGAUCGUUAUGACUAUAACACAGUCCCCUUCAACGAGGAUGAUCCCAUGAGCUGGACUGAAGAUUACCUGGCAUGGUGGCCCAAGCCAAUGGAAUUCAGAGCCUGCUACAUCAAGGUGAAGAUCGUGGGGCCACUGGAGGUGAAUGUGCGGUCCCGGAAUAUGGGGGGCACCCACCGGCAGACAGUGGGGAAGCUGUAUGGAAUCCGAGAUGUGAAGAGCACACGGGAUAGGGAUCAACCCAAUGUCUCAUCUGCCUGUCUAGAGUUCAAGUGCAGUGGGAUGCUCUAUGACCAGGACCGGGUAGACCGUACCCUGGUGAAAGUUAUUCCCCAGGGUAGCUGCUAUCGAGCCAGUGUGAAUUCUAUGCUGCAUGAAUAUCUGGUCAAUCACCUGCCAUUGGCAGUCAACAAUGACACUAGUGAGUACACCAUGUUGGCGCCCUUGGACCCAUUGGGUCACAAUUAUGGCAUCUACACUGUCACUGACCAGGACCCUCGCACAGCCAAGGAAAUCGCGCUUGGCAGGUGUUUUGAUGGAACAUCUGAUGGCUCCUCCAGAAUCAUGAAAAGCAACGUGGGAGUGGCCCUCACCUUUAACUGUGUAGAGAGGCAGGUGGGCCGCCAGAGUGCUUUCCAAUACCUCCAAAGCAAUCCUGUCUCACCACCUGCCCCAGGCACUAUCCGAGGGAGAUUGGCCACCAGGAGGCAGCAGCGGGCAAGUAGAGCAGGCCAGCUUAGGCGAGGAGAGGCGUCCUCUCUGAGGCUCCUUGGGGUUGAUCAACAAAGGCUGAACAACUGAGUUUCCUGGUGCUCUGUCCUCUUCCCCUCUCCCCCCCACCUCAUGUGACAGCCAUUGUGAGACUGCUGCACAAACUGUCACUGGGUUAAUUUAAGCACAUCUGUACAUCUGUUCUGGUGCAAUUUGCUUGUUUGUUUCUUCAUGCCUUUACUUACUGUCUUUGUCCCAUGAUACUGAUUGGCAUGUAGCCCUCAAAAUGGCAAAAUAAAGUCCCUCUGUCUUGUCCUUUAAAAGAAAUUGGCAAGUGAUAAAACUCUGUGACUUUGACUUUUCCAUUUAGUUCCCCCAGCGGAAAUGUACUUCCUUUUCUUUUUGCAUGGUCUUGCCCACCUCUGUGAUAAUAAAAAUCAGAUUUUGAGUUCAAAUAACCAAAUAAAGCAUAUUUCUUGGUCUUGCUCCACAGGAUGUAAGUAAGCACUCCAUCAUGGUUCAUAUGUAUAAAUGGUGGUGAAAUAAAGGAAUAAACUAUAAUAUUUGUACUUGAAAUGUAAAUAACUUAUUUAUUUCUUUGCUCAAUUUAGAACUCUAGUGCACAUUCAGUGUGAAGCUGUCGAUUAUAGGGUGAUCAUGGUUCCUCUAUCAAGUAGGAAAACAACAUCUUCUUGUAUCCACAAUGGCAUGAGAUUACUAAUUAUAUUAGCAUGUUUCUCUUAUACUUCUUUUGUUCUAGCUAGAAGCCUAGUGUAGCCCAGGGCAGAUGACAAUAAAUGCACAUUUUGUACUUUGAUUCUG